AUGUUCGCAGCAUGUGUUUCCUCCUCCUCCUCCUCCUCCUCCUCCUCCUCUCCUCUUCUCCAUCUUCAGCCCUCUCCCUCCUCUCAACAUCCUUCAUCUCAUCGCCACCUCCCUUCAGACCGCCACUCGCAUCUCCGCAAAGAAGCAACAGCGACAUGGCAGGCAGCGUCUCGACGAUUCAUUGCAAGUCUACGAGAUGGGCGUGCCAGCCAUGCGGAGCUAUUCAGAGGAAGAGGAAGAGACCUGGAGGAGCUGCUGGAGGAGCGGAUUACUCGCAUCAAAAGCUCCCAUCACUUCCCGCACGAAGCUCCCAUCCUCGUGCCCUCCAAGCAGACAGCUGAGCAGCAGCUGGAAGCGUGGAAACUUAGGGAGUCGAGGGAGGACGACGGCAUCCUCACUGAGCUGGACGUGAACUGGCUUCCUCUGCUCCCGAGAGGAGGCGAGAGGAUUGUGAAGGCGAUCCUCGAGUCUCCAGCCAACCUCUCCCUCGUCUCCCUCUCGCUUUCCCACGCGUCGCUCAAGGAUGAAGGAUGCAGGCACAUCGCGAGGCUUGUGGGCAGCAACCAGACCAUCUCCUCGCUCGACCUCUCCUCCAACUUCAUCUCAUGCCUGGGAGCCGAGGCUCUCGCUUCCUCCCUCAAGGUCAACUCAACUCUGCGGUCCCUGGACCUCUCCGACAACCAGCUGGGACCGCGAGGGUUGGCUUUGCUGCUGGAAGCCCUGAAGGAGAGCGGGAGCAUGAAGCACGUCAACCUCUCUCGCAACGGCCUUAGCUCCUCCUGCUUCCGCUCCAUCGCCUUCGCCCUCGCCAAGAACCAGGUCUCCCUCCUCUCGCUCUCCCUCAGCGAGGGCGGCAGGAUGUGCAGCUCAGACGGGAACCAGCUGGGGGCUGUCAUGCGCAUGGCACUGAUGCGGAACAGCUCGCUGACUAGCCUGGGGCUCCGGGACAACAAGAUAGGGGAUGUGGGGCUGACGGACAUGGCGGAGGCGAUGAAGGGGAACCGACGGCUGCGACACCUUGACUUGAGUCAGAACCGGAUCGCCAUGGCAGGGGUGCGAAAGCUGAUGCCCGUGCUCAAGUGCAACGAGACGAUGAAGAGCCUGGACUUGUCUUGCAACGAGAUCAGCAGCGAUGAGAAGAUGGACGGACUUGUGGAGGUGCUGAGAGGCAACACCAGUCUGACUGCUCUGGUCCUUGUGAACAACAGUUGUCAGGAGGCCGCAAAGGAGAUAGAGCCGUUGCUGUUGAGGAACAGAAGGUACGAGGAGGAGAGGAUGGGGAGCAUGGCAGAGACAGUCGCGUCUUUUGCUCACUUCCGAUCCGAGUCGCGUGCCAUCGCCGACAACAAACUCGUCGAGAGCUUCACCUGCGAGGAUUUCCUGUCGCUCCACCGUGAGAUGGUCACGAGACGGUCGGUGGCGUCAGCGUCAGAAGCACCAGCAGAGAAGAGCAGGCGGAGAGAGCGAAGGGCGCAGGCGAGGAGGGCGCAGGUCGUCUACGUGAACAGAAACAUCCCGCAAAGAGACUCGCUGGGAAAGAAGCUCGUGCUUCCGUCCAACAUCUCCGACCAGUCGCUGCUGACGUGGCUGCUCUCCGAGGCCAACCGCCUCCUCUACUUCGGGGCCUGGCCCGGCAGAUGCGUCUUCCUCGACGAGGACUGUGAGCUGCGAGGAGAGGAGGGGGAGGGAGAGCCGAGGAAGCAAGGAGCGGAGAUCUUCGCUCAGGACCUUGCCAAGCUCAGAGACGGAGUUCGACUUGUUAUCUCCGACGGACGAGGCGACGGAUGUGGAACGCGAAAGAAAUAUCACAAGAGAGAUCCCAGGAAGAGGACGGUUCGUCGACCCCCCGACUGGGAGAUGCGAAUUUUGAGCUACUGGUCGACAUUUGUAAAGUUCUAUAUUCUCCGCAGGAACAUCUUACAGGGCACAGAGUUGAAGGAGGGAGUGAACAGCGCGGGGGCGUUUUGACUUGCUGUAAACUUUAUUUUUUCCUG
Molecule: messenger RNA, 1994 nt
Organism: Guillardia theta CCMP2712
Lineage: Eukaryota; Cryptophyceae; Pyrenomonadales; Geminigeraceae
Exons: 4
Coding region: 1-1968 (655 amino acids)
Molecular function (GO): protein binding
Source: RefSeq, a predicted model, not a curated record